AUGUAUGGUACUACGAGCACCGAGCUCGCUGCACCCGGUAUUGGCGACCUUACUGGGGUAGCGAAUCCUCAUAACGGCCUGGCUAAUGACCCGGGUGCCGCCACGACGCACGACGUGUUCGGCGUGCUACCCAGCACGACCGACGCAUCUGGCUUCAUCGCAAAGACACGAUUGUCGUCUACGCCGAGCCCGUCGCUCUGCGUGCACGACAAGACCGACAUUCGCAACCAUGACCAGGUCGCCGUCGACGUACCCAGACGCACGUCAGCGAUGUCUCCUUCGUCAAGGUGCGAGUCCAUCAUCGAUACUAUGCCCUGCGACGCAGCCGGAGUGCAAUCAAGCACGCUCGGCGCGUCCACAUCUACCUUCAAGGCAUACUCGUCGAGUACGGCGAGUUCAUCACUCACCAUGCACAGCAAGCCCACCACCUGCGAUGACGUCGCCAUCGACGCGCCCAGAAGUACGUCGAUCGACGCAUCCACAUCGAUGUAUACCAACAUCAGCGACGACGCCGCGAUCGACACGCUCAAAAGCUCGUCGAUCAGCUUGUCGACACUGCGGCCCACAUCAGCGUCGACCUCCACCUCAACGGGAUGCAAGGCUCCCAUCAAGGAUCCGUCCGACGGCCUGGCUAACGAGCCCAGCGCUGUCGCGACGCUCGACGUGUUCGGCGUGCAGCUCAGCAUGACCGACGAAUUACGUCGACUCGGAGCUCGAGGCUUGAUGUAUUAUCUGUCGAUGAGUCUUCGAAUGCACGCUUAUGCCUUGAUGCGCACGCAUUCGGUACCCAUCCCAGUAGAUGGUACAGCGAACAAUGAGUUCGUUGCACCUGCUGCUGGCGAUUCAGUCAGGGUACUGAAUCUUCGCGAUGAGUUGGUCAACGAGCCCACCGUCACGAAGUACGACGUGUCCGGAGUGCAAACGAGCACGACCGGCGCGUCUUCUUCAUAUACUACAACACCUGCUCUUCGUACAGAGAGCACGCCGAGCUCGAGGCUUGACGUGUUCACUGUUGACGAGCCUAGCAACGCGCGCAACGCACGCUCUAACGUGCUCGCCGCGUAUCUCAAACCCCAUGUACUGGCAAGCUCAACGAUCACUGCACAUGGCAAGCACAACACUCUCGAUGAUGUCGCCAUCGAUGUACCUCUGAGCACGUCGAUCGACUCAUCCGCAUUGUCGAUCACACCUACUCCGACAAGGGGCAAGACCAGCCCGGUCAAGGCUCCGUCAAGCGACGCAGUCAGCGUGCGAUUGAGCACGACUGGCUCGUCCUCCUCUAUCAAGAUGCUGUCAUCGAGCAGAGCGAGCCCUUCGCUCGCUGCAUAUGGCGAGACCGACACCGGUGACAACGCCGUGAUCAACGCGCCCAAAAGCUUGUCGAUCAGCUCAUCGACAUCGCGGCCUGCACCAGCGUCGACUGCCUCUACGUCAACGGGAUGCAAGGCUCCGGAUUUGACACUGGCCAUGUUGUCCAGCCUCAAGAACUCGGCCAUGAUGGACGAGAGCUCGACGAAGGACACUCGUACGAGCGGUACAGGCCUCCCGCACUACGUGAUCAGGCCCCAGUCCGUGCACACCAGGAGUCAAGCUCGCAGGCGCAGGAACCUUCGGCCGACGAGCAAGGCCAAAACCGGCCUGCGCUUGAGUCAAAAGUUGGAUGACACAUCCACCUUGGAUAUACCGACAUAUUCUUGGCCGGAAAACUGCUGCACGUACGAGGAGCUGAGCUCGAACGUGCGCCCUACAUCCUCCAUCAAGACGUUGUCGCCGAGCAUAGCGAGCUCGUCGACACCACUGCACACGUCAGCUUCGACAAUCCCUGAGCACGACGGCGUGAAGAAACACAGUACACCCACUCUGUUGGAUGUACUGCCAUCUUCACGGUUGCCAGUCUUGUCGAAGACUAGGAAGCCGGGCAUGUCGUCCGACACAGGGACGAGCAAGUCCGUCAGCUUCGAUCACGGAAACCCACGCGGACGCAAGUCCAACCUCGGCGCAUUUGUGUCGAGUCCCUACACGUUGGGUACCCGCUGCACGUACGAAGAACCGACCUGGCAUGCGUGCAUGACCUCGACCACCAAGACCACCAAGCAGGUCAUCGAGCAAUCAAUGAGGCCCAGUACAUCCGAGUCGCCAGAUGUACUGACCUCAUCGUAUGUACUCGAUGGCUGA
Messenger RNA from Fomitopsis serialis, 2175 nucleotides. RefSeq lists its product as uncharacterized. Bases 1 to 2175 code for a protein of 724 amino acids. The record is from RefSeq and is a predicted model, not a curated record. Lineage: Eukaryota; Fungi; Basidiomycota; Agaricomycetes; Polyporales; Fomitopsidaceae. The transcript has 6 exons.